This is a messenger RNA of Periconia digitata, 1934 nucleotides long. Lineage: Eukaryota; Fungi; Ascomycota; Dothideomycetes; Pleosporales; Periconiaceae. The record is from the annotation of a GenBank genome assembly.
UGUCCUCCUUCCCUCUGAUUCACGGUUUGCUGGCUUGUUCAGCGACGAGUAUCCUUUCUCCAACAUGGAAUUAUACUCAGGACCCUCUCGAUUUACAUCGAACCCUACCAGGCGAGAUACAGUAUCCACUGUGGACAGUGAUAAAUAUACACCGAUACCUCCUGGCGAUUGGUCUUUCACGCUCCACGGCAACUGUGCCAGAUGCAAUCACCAUCACAAAUCGGCUGUUGUUCAUAUCAAAAUUCAUGAUAACUCGUCUGAAGCCAGCCAUCUAAUUUGUGAACACUGUCGACAGAAGUGGUUAACGAUCGGAGGCGUGAACACCACCCAACUCUCCUUGUUGUCCUCCAGAACCACCGAGCUUGAAGCUGAGGACGUAAACUUUCGUCGCGCACUGAUCAAUAUCAUGCGGUCUACAACAUCUGUAGCAGCCCCCACAGCUCUCUCUAGUGUGCCAGAGGCAACUUCGCGCCACUCUUCCAGGGACAAUUCGACAAAUCGUGUUGAUUCGCAGCUAAACCCGAAGAAGGAAAGUGGUGGCACGCAUACUAUUCACGGUCAUAGCAAAAGGAUAUCAGGAAAGUUCCUAGGAGGUGUGAAGCGUAAAUUAAAAGAAACCUUUCCCAUCUUGAGAAACGUUCAUAUCCGAGAUUUUGUUUCGCCAAUGAAGCUCAAGUCACCAGCCAGAGAUGACGAACCUGAGCAACUCCGUGGCUCUUCCCAGAUUUCGCCAGCGAGAGACGAAAGAAAACAUGGUCAUUCAAACCCCCUGGAGAAGACGUACCCGUUGGAACAUAUCGACCAGAAGCAGACUACCGCUUUAAGCCAUCAAUCGUCGGAGAAAUUAGAGAGAGUCGACAGAGAAGCAUUGAAAAAUAUGACGCCACGUGAGCGGCAUGCGUGGGUUCGUGACCAGAUCAGUGAUUUCAAAUAUCAACGUGCCCGACACAGUAAUUCAUCGCCGUCUUUCUCCAUGGUCGACAGCAGCACCCAGGUGUAUCUUGUCCCACCUAGCCCGAGCGGCAUGCCUCGUCGACACUCACUCGAGGGAUUGGGCAGUCAUUUUGAGCAUUUUGCUGCUGGCUCGCUGUUUCCGCAAGCUGGGCCCUUUACGAUUAGCGCGACGAGAACUUCCGAGGCUGAUACAGCUUUUGAAGUCGAGCGUCCAACUUCCAGUCGGCAAAGCUCAACUCUUGACAUCUUUCAAGGCCCGCGACACAGAUCAUGGUCUCCACAUCCCAGCUUCCUCUCGAAUUCACAACAAUCUUGGAGGCAUCGUGACUACGCGACGAGAGACUCUAUGGAUUCGGUGCUGACUGGGGGCAUGUCGAGCAGUCUGGUAGGUAGGCGAGGAAUAGAGCGGGUAUCUGUUGGCUCCCUUACGCAUAUGACAUUUGGUUCCAGUAGAGUCAAUACGAUGCCAGGUGGCUCCAAUCGUGUCUCACAAGACAUGACUUCUGCAUCCAUAGAUCACAGCAUGGCAGAAACAACAAGGCCAAUUACGCCCGGGCGGGCCCCUCAAACUUGACGCACCAGCGGAGAUUCUAGCGGCGGGCCCGCUUUUUAUUUGAUCUUAUGUGUUGUAAUUUGGGGUGGUCAUCUGUGCUAUGCUUGCGCGUCUGAUCCAACAUGUUGAUUCUAUCACGAAUUAUUAUUUAUCUAGCAACCACUUUUCGAUAAAUCGUGAACCACCGCCUUGCUUAACCAGGGCAGAAUGUCUGUCUUCCCGCAGGUCUCAAAUUGCGAUGCCGUCCAACCAACCGGAGUAUUGUUGACACGGGGACUUGGCCGAGAUGUUGCCUCGAUCUCCAUAGACCCCAUGUCGGAUGUCCAAGCUCUAGUAUGAAUGAUGUAUUCUGACCACCCCGUCAUUGGCCGGAAGCUUUCCCGGUGCGGAUCAGGAUGCCAUGAAUGAUACCUGAAUAGGUAGUUUU